Talaromyces proteolyticus is the source of this 759-nucleotide messenger RNA. Its product is annotated as putative mitochondrial co-chaperone GrpE. Gene Ontology annotation, cellular component: PAM complex, Tim23 associated import motor. The transcript is spliced from 3 exons. NCBI's taxonomy places the organism in Eukaryota, Fungi, Ascomycota, Eurotiomycetes, Eurotiales, Trichocomaceae. Gene Ontology annotation, biological process: protein import into mitochondrial matrix; protein folding. The record is from RefSeq and is a predicted model, not a curated record. The coding region runs from base 1 to 759 and encodes 252 amino acids. Gene Ontology annotation, molecular function: protein-folding chaperone binding; protein homodimerization activity; adenyl-nucleotide exchange factor activity.
AUGUUGCAGCGCAUCAUCCUGAGACAGCGCCGAGCAGUGCAAUCUGCAUGGUCAAUAUCCCCUUCCACAUUUUCAUCACAAGCGCCGUUUAGGCAAGCGUCACCACUUCAACAGCUUUGCCUUAAGCAGGCCCCUUUCAGCGUUUCUCCGCUUCGCCUUUACUCGACGCAAAACGAGACCGCAAACAAGGAAGAGGCCAAGAAGGACAAUGGUGACGGCAAUGGAAAAGAAGCCGAGAGCCCCGAAGAUGCCUUCAAAAAAGAAUUGGAAGCGAAGAACAAGGAGGUGGUCGAUUUGAAAGACAAAUACCUACGCUCGGUUGCCGACUUCCGAAAUCUCCAAGAACGGACUAAGCGUGAUAUUGAUAGUGCUCGCAUAUUUGCCAUCCAGAGAUUUGCUGUCGACCUUCUCGAGUCCAUUGACAAUUUUGAUCGUGCUCUCUCUGUUGUCCCAGCUGACAAGCUCACUGCUGCUCAGGCCGAGGCCAACAAGGAUCUUCAAGAUCUUCAUCAAGGUCUCAAAAUGACUGAGAAUAUCUUGAUGGGCACACUGAAGAAGCAUGGAUUAGAACGCUUUGACCCUGCUGAGCUGGUUGAAGGCAAAACUCAAAAGUUCAACCCCAAGCUUCACGAGGCCACCUUCAUGGCCAAAGCCGCUGAUAAGGAGGACGGCGACAUCAUGUAUGUUCAAAGCAAGGGCUACAGCUUGAACGGGCGAGUGCUGCGCGCCGCCAAGGUUGGUGUUGUCAAGAACGAUUAG